AUCCAAUUCGCUCAUGCGACUUUGACCAAGAUGUAUUCCCGCGAUGAAAUUUCGAGUGCGGUCUUGAGAUUAUACCAAGAAGUCAUACGGCACCCAUAUAUGGACGAGAAUGCACUCAUUUUACCCCCUCCGAACGGCUGGGAUACCGUCAGCAUCGAAGGGAAAAACGAAACUGUCAUGGACUUACUUCGUCAUCUCCCAUACCUCCGCUCGGUCAAUUCAUUUCGCAAACUCCUUAUUCAUUGGGAGACAAUUCCUAUUUGCUACUCUAACCCCGAAAACUACAACUUCCAAGAAGAAAUUUAUCCCCUCCCAGCCCAUUGCGUUUAUCUCACACGCAGCCACGACCGAGAAGGCACAUCUUUAAUCAUCGACACUAACGAAGGCACCAUAACUGAAUACUCCAAUAGCGGGACCGAAAUCGUGCUUCCUUACGAGGAAUUUGAAGCACUUCCCGAGGCAGAAAAUUGGAGAGGGUUUCGCACAACGCCCGCCGUUGAGCUAUUGGAUACCUGGCGGCGAAAAUAUGAGAAACUCGUCUGGACGCUCGUACCGAACCCGAUAGGCAGGCCGCAGACGGGUAGGUUCUAUAGUCGCGCCGAUUCGCGUUUUGAAGAAGAGCAGUUCCUAAACCAAGAGCGGCUGGAGCCGUGGCAGCUUCAAGAUGACGUCACUCCCGACCAGGAAAGUGAAUUCGAUAGGAUACAGCGCGAAGCGAGAACGAGAGCGAAGAAGCAUGCGGGUGAUGUUUAUAAUACAUAUCUCCGCUAUGGAUGGCCCGAUCACUUCGAUAAGGGGCGAUGCAGAGCCGAGUUGUUGGAGAUGGAGAAGAACAGAGAUGCGGAUGAGAGACGGCACAGGGAUGCAUACAAUCCAGAUGCGGGUCGAUUUGAUUGAGACAGCUAAAUGGCAUUGCAUGGAAUGUUCUCGUACUAUUCACAUAGAUAUAUGUGAAUUAUCGACGACUAUUUAACAGGAAUAGGUUGUGCUUGGAUUGAGCUACAGUCUAAAUCUUGCCAAUCAUAAACCAGUUACCCGUGGUUGCGCGGGUGUUCCACGGGGGCCGCUAGAAGCAGUGGCGCUGCUCACUGGAGUAACAGCGGCUUUUAGCACUGUCUGUGUUGUUGAUGCGAC
Annulohypoxylon maeteangense is the source of this 1134-nucleotide messenger RNA. RefSeq lists its product as uncharacterized. Lineage: Eukaryota; Fungi; Ascomycota; Sordariomycetes; Xylariales; Hypoxylaceae. The transcript has a single exon. The record is from RefSeq and is a predicted model, not a curated record. Bases 31 to 897 code for a protein of 288 amino acids.